GUAUUCAAUCAGAAGACUGCAGUACAAGGAGGAGACAGGACGCAUCUUCCAAUAUUGUACUUUUUUGUGCAUUCCAGCAGUCUCUGUUAAUAUUUGGUAGACCGAAGUAAAAAAUAAUUGCUUGUAGUAGGCCGUUUGACAGCUACAGGAAAUCGCCGCUAUGAAAAGUAAGUCUGACCACCAGCUAAAAUUGCUUUUAUUCUCCGCAGUUUGUUCAUCCUUUUGUUUAGCGUUAGAACAAAUCCGAUACUCUGUUCCAGAAGAGGUAGAAAUUGAUUAUGUUGUGGGAAAUAUUGCACAGGAUUUACAGCUCCAAAAGCGGUCGGACUUGGACAGUAAGAUUCGAAUUACAUCAGCAGCAAAGAAACAAUACUUUAACAUAAAUCCAGAAAACGGGGAUCUGUGCGUUAAGGAAAGACUUGACAGAGAACGUAUUUGCGAAACUGAAGAUCCCUGUUUAUUGAACUUUAAAGUCGUAAUUGAAAAUCCAUUGUCUGUUUAUGGGGUCGAGAUUGACAUUAAAGAUAUCAACGAUAACGCCCCAGCAUUCGCUGUAGCUGUGAUGACUCUGGAAAUCAGUGAGGCAACCUCACCCGGGACUCGUUUUUCCCUAUAUUCAGCGACAGAUCGAGAUAUUGGAACAAACGCACUUCAGGGUUACACCCUUAGCCCUAGUGAGUAUUUCAGUUUGGUUAUUAAAACAGACAAUGCAGGAAGCAUGCGCGGAGAGCUGGUACUGGAGCGUGAGCUGGAUUACGAAAAAGAACGUCAUUAUGAUCUCCUACUGACAGCUACUGAUGGAGGAAAGCCACCAAAGUCAGGUACUCUAAACAUAAACAUUUCCGUUGUAGAUGCUAAUGACAAUGCACCUGUUUUUGAACAGGUAUUAUACAAGAUUAGUAUAAAAGAAAAUUAUCCAAAAGAUGGUGUAGUAUUUAAAUUAACUGCAACAGACGCAGACGACGGCUUGUACGGCAGCAUAACCUACUCAUUCAGUGAAACUACGGAGAGACCAAGCCACGUUUUUAAACUGGAUCCAAAAACUGGCGAUCUUCUGCUUGAUGGACUUUUAGAUUUUGAAGAACGGAAAAAGUACGAAUUACAAGUAGAAGCUAGGGAUGGCGGAGGUCGAAUUUCUCACUGCAAAGUGCUGGUUGACGUUCUUGACCAGAAUGAUAACGCACCUGAAAUCAGGGUUUCAUCAUUGUCAAGUCCGAUUCCAGAGGAUACAGCACUUGGAACUCAAGUCGCAGUUCUAGAAGUACAUGAUCAAGAUUCGGGAAGUAACAGUGAAGUGAACUGUUACUUACAGGAACCCAUCAAUUUUAAGCUAGUACUUUCUUUUGAAAACUAUUUCUUAUUGGUGACAGAUGGCUUUUUCGAUAGAGAACGUGUUUCGGAGUAUAGUCUUAAAGUUGUGGCUACGGACAAAGGAGCACCCCCUUUGUCGUAUAACGUAACACUUUUAAUACAGAUUUCAGAUAUAAAUGACAACAAACCAUUAUUUACACAGUUAUUUUAUGUGAUGUACAUUAAUGAAAAUAACCCCCCAGGAUCUGUCAUUUCUUCUGUUGAAGCUAAAGAUCAGGAUGAACAUGAUAAUGGACGAGUCACGUAUUCACUAUGUGAUGGUACUAGGUUAGGAGACUCCCCAGUGUCUUCCUACAUUUCUAUUAAUUCAGUCAAUGGGGAAAUAUAUGCACUUCGAUCAUUUGAUUAUGAAGAAUUUAAGUUUUUUGACAUUGCAAUUAAAGCAGAAGACAGCGGUAACCCACCUCUCAGCAGUAAUGUGACCGUUAAAAUAUUCAUACUUGAUAAAAAUGAUAAUGCACCUAUAAUAUUAUAUCCUCCUAUUAAGCAAGAUAGUGUUGCUGCUGGAGCUGAGAUAGCACCACGCACCUCUGAACCAGGAUAUCUAGUGACCAAAGUAGUAGCCGUGGAUGCUGACUCUGGACAGAAUGCUUGGCUAACCUAUACAUUUCUUGAGGUAACUACACAAGGUCUUUUCACAGUGGGACAUAACAACGGGGAAAUUAGGCUAACUCGUCAAAUUUAUGACAAAGAUUCUUUAAAACAAACCGUGACGGUGCUGGUGAAGGAUAACGGGGAACCUUCUCUUUCUAGUAGUGCAAUUGUAACGGUACUACUUACAGACAGCAUUGCCGAGGCCUUUAAAGACAUUAUCAGCAUCUCUAGUGAUGCCUAUAAGGAGUCUGACCUUACACUUUAUCUGGUGAUAGCUGUAGCUACAGUUUCAACUCUUUUUAUUUCAAUUAUAAUGAUAUUGUUGGUGAUAAAAAUUCGGAAAUGUAUAAAUGAUAGACUGGAGGAGAAUUUCAAUUCUAACUUCAGUGUUAUGCCUUCAUCAACAUUCCAAUAUACAGAUAAAGCAAAAUGCGUUCCUCAAAUUGGUUCCUAUAAGAUAUGCUCAACAACAGAUUCGACAAGGAAGGAAUUUGUAUUUUCACAGGUAGUGAGAGUCCAGUAUUAUUUAGUAAUCGUUGCAAUGAAGCCGAUCGUGCUGAUCUUUCUAGCGUUUUCAUUCAUCAGUUUCGCUUUAGGCAAGAUCCGAUAUUCCAUUCCAGAAGAAGCUGAACUCGGUUUUGUUGUUGGAAACAUCGCUCAGGAUUUAAAGCUCCUUACAAGACCUGUUUUGAGCAGCAAGAUUCAAAUCACAUCAGCUACAAAGAAACAUUUCUUUAAUAUUAAUGCGGAAAAUGGUGAUCUGUAUGUCACUGACAGAAUUGAUAGAGAACAGAUAUGUGCAACUAUAAAUCCUUGUUUGUUAAAUUUUAAAAUCCUUGUAGAAAAUCCAUUAUCCGUACACGAAGCUGAGAUUACUAUUCAGGAUAUCAAUGACAACGCGCCAACGUUCAGUACAGAGAGCAUGUCUCUGGGAAUCAACGAAGCGGUUUCACCGGGAAUCCGUUUUCCUCUUAACACUGCAAAAGAUCCGGAUAUCGGAACAAACACACUUCAGGGUUACACCCUCAGCCCCAGCGAGUAUUUCAGUUUGGAUAUUAAAACAGAUGAAACAGGAAGCAUGCGCGGAGAGCUAGUACUGGAGCGUGAGCUGGAUUACGAAAAAGAACGUCAUUAUGAUCUCAUACUGACAGCUACUGAUGGAGGAAAACCACCAAAGUCAGGCACCAUGAGUAUUAAUAUUGCCGUUGCAGACGCUAAUGAUAAUGCACCUGUUUUUGAGCUAAACUUGUAUAAAGCUAGCAUAAAAGAGAAUUGCCCAAAAGGCACACUAGUAGUUCAGCUGACAGCCACGGAUGCUGAUGAUGGCCCUUAUGGUGCUAUUACCUACUCAUUCAGCAAAACGACUGACGCGGUCAGUCACCUUUUCAAUUUGGAUCCAGCAACUGGAGAAAUACAACUUAAACAACCUCUAGAUUUUGAGGAAACUAAAUACUAUGAGAUGCAAGUACAAGCCAGGGACGGAGGGGACCUAAUUUCACAGUGCAAAGUUCUGAUUGAUGUGCUUGACCAGAAUGAUAACGCACCAGAAAUUAUAGUUUCCUCACUGGCCAGUCCGAUUCCGGAGGAUACAGUACCAGGAACAAAAGUCGCGAUUAUAUACGCACUUGAUCAAGAUUCUGGAGAGAACGGUGAAGUGAACUGCCAGUUAGAAGGACCGAGUGCAUUUAAAUUAAUACCUUCAUUUGAAAAUUAUUUUUUAUUAGUGACAAAUGACUUCCUCGACAGAGAGACAUUUGCGGAGUACAAAAUUAGAGUAACAGCUACAGACAGGGGAAUCCCUCAGUUGUCUAACAACAUAACGAUAGAUAUACAGAUUUCAGACAUAAAUGAUAACAUACCAACAUUUACUGAACCUAUUUAUUUGAUGUACAUAGCUGAAAACAACCACCCAGGAUCUAUAAUUUCCUUUGUUGAGGCAAAAGAUAUGGAUGAAAACGAAAACGGACGAGUUUCUUAUGCGUUGCUUCAAAGUAAUAUGUUAGGGCGUUUAUCAGUGUCUUCCUACAUUUCAGUUAAUGCAGUCAGUGGGGAUGUAUUUGCACUUCGCUCAUUUGAUUAUGAAGAAAUUAAGUUUAUUGAUUGUGUCAUUCAAUCGGAAGAUGGAGGUAACCCACCUCUCAGGAGUAAUGUGACCGUUAAAAUAUUCAUACUUGAUAAAAAUGACAAUACUCCUUUAAUAUUAUAUCCUCCUAUUAAGCAAGACGGCUUUGUUAAUGGAGCUGAGAUAGCACCACGCACCUCCGAACCAGGAUAUCUAGUGACCAAAGUAGUAGCUGCGGAUGCUGAUUCUGGACAGAAUGCUUGGCUGACCUAUAAACUUCUUGAGGUAACUACACAAGGUCUUUUUACUGUGGGGCAUAACAAUGGGGAAAUUAGGCUAGCUCGUCAAAUUUAUGACAAAGAUUCUUUGAAACAAACUGUGGUUGUGUUGGUGAAGGAUAACGGGGAGCCUUCUUUAUCUAGUACUGCAACGGUAACUAUAUUCCUUUCUGAAAAUGUUGCGGAAGCCCUUUCCGAUAUCAUCAAUACUUCGGGGGAGUCUUACAAGGAAUCUGACCUCACCAUUUAUUUGGUGAUAGCAGUUGCUUCAGUUUCAGUUCUUUUUAUUUCUGUUAUGAUGAUAUUGGUGGCAAUCAGAAUUAGAAACUGGAGACAUGCUAAGCUGGAGGAGAAGUUUACUCCUGACUUCAGUUUUAUGCCCUCAUCUGGUUUCCAGUAUACAGGAAAAUCAGAAUAUGUUCAUCGAAUGGAUUCAUAUCGAAACUGUUCAACAACAGAUUCUACAAGGAUGGGAAACACAUUUUCACAGGUGGGGCAGAUCCGGUACUCCAUCCAAGAGGAAGUGGAAGUCAAUUAUGUUGUUGGAAAUGUUGUUCGGGAUUUAGGGCAGGUUUUGAACAGCAAGAUCAGUAUCAUAACAACAUCAAAGAACAGUUUUUUUAAUAUAAAUUCAGAAAACGGGGAGCUCUACGUUACUGAAAAAAUCGACAGAGAACGCAUAUGUGGAAAAGUGGAUCCGUGCUUGCUGAGUUUUAAAAUCCUUGUAGAAAAUCCACUAUCCGUGUAUGAAGCUGAAAUUACUGUACUGGAUAUCAAUGACAACGCGCCAAGGUUUAGUACUGAUACUAUGUCUCUGGAAAUCAAUGAAGCAGUUUCACCUGGCAUCCGUUUUCCCCUAGACACAGCAAAAGAUCCCGAUAUUGGAGCCAACACACUUCAGGGUUACACUAUCAGCCCCAGCGAAUAUUUCAGUUUGGAUAUUAAAACAGAUGAAACAGGAAGCAUGCGCGGUGAGCUGGUACUGGAGCGUGAGCUGGAUUACGAAAAAGAACGUCAUUAUGAUCUCAUACUGACAGCUACUGAUGGGGGAAAGCCACCAAAGUCAGGUACUUUAAAUGUAAUUGUCUCCGUGCUAGAUGCUAAUGAUAACGCUCCUGUUUUUGACCAAACGUUGUAUAAAGUCAGUGUAAAAGAAAAUUACCCUAAAGGGACCCUAGUAGUUCAUCUGAGCGCCACAGAUACUGAUGAUGGCCCUUAUGGCGUGAUUACCUACUCAUUCAGCAAAACUGCUGGCGCAGUCACUGAUGCGUUCAGGCUGGAUCCAGUAACUGGAGAACUAUGUCUUAAACAACCAUUAGAUUUUGAGGAAACAAAUCAUUAUGAGAUGCAGAUAGAAGCUAAGGAUGGCGGUGGUCUAAUUUCUCAUUGCAAAGUGUUGGUUGGUGUUCUUGACCAGAAUGAUAACGCACCAGAAAUCACAGUUUCCUCAUUGUCCAGUCCGAUCCCAGAGGAUACAGCACUUGGAACAAAAGUCGCUGUUAUAUACGCACUUGAUCAUGAUUCUGGAGGGAACGGUGAAGUGAAUUGCCACUUAGAGGACCCGAGUGCUUUUAAACUGAUACCCUCAUUUGAAAAUUAUUUCUUAUUAGUAACAAAUGACAUCCUUGAUAGAGAAAUCAUUUCGGAGUACAACAUAAGAAUUAUAGCUACAGACAAAGGAAUCCCUCCAUUGUCUAACAGUAUAACUCUUUCAGUGCAGAUUUCAGACAUAAAUGAUAACAAACCACAGUUUACUCAGCCUCUUUAUUUGAUGUAUAUAAAGGAAAACAAUCACCCAGGGUCUGUCAUAGCCUUUGUUGAGGCAAAGGAUCGGGACGAUAAAGAUAACGGAAGAGUCGCUUAUUCAAUACUUGAGAGUAAUACUUUAGGGGAUUCUCCAGUGUCUUCCUACAUUUCAAUCAAUGCAGUCAGUGGGGAUGUAUUUGCACUUCGCUCAAUUGAUUAUGAAGAAAUUAAGUUUAUUGAUUGCGUCAUUCAAGCGGAAGAUGGUGGCAAUCCACCUCUCAGGAGUAACGUCACCGUAAAAAUAUUCAUAUUGGAUAUAAAUGAUAAUUCUCCUAUAAUAUUAUAUCCCCUAGUUGAAAAAGGUAAUAUUGUUGCUGGUACAGAAAUUGCACCUCGUACAUCAGGGCCAGGGUACCUGGUGACCAAAGUAGUAGCUGUGGAUGCUGACUCUGGGCAAAAUGCUUGGCUAACUUAUAAAAUUCUUGAAGCAACUGCACCAGGUCUUUUCAUUGUAGGAUAUAACAAUGGUGAAGUUAAAAUAACCCGUCAAAUUCAGGACAAAGAUGCUUUAAAACAAAUGGUGGUCAUAUUGGUGAAGGAUAACGGAGAGCCCCCUUUAUCUAGUACCGCAACAGUAACUGUGUUCCUUUCUGACAAUAUUGCCGAAGCCUAUUCGGAUUCGAUCAGUGUGUCUGGCGAGUCCAGCGAGGGAUCUGACAUUACCAUUUAUUUAGUGGUAGCAAUUGCUUCAGUCUCAGUUCUUUUUAUUUCUGUUAUAAUGAUAUUACUGGCACUCAGAAUUAGAAACUGUAGAAAUCCUGAGCUGGAGGAGAAUUUCUAUCCUGACUUUAAUUUUAUGCCCUCGUCUGCAUUCCAGUAUACAGAAAAAGUUACGUGCGUUCCUCGGACCUGUUCCUAUCAAGACAGUUCAACAAUCGAUUCUAAAAGGAAGGGAUACGUGUUUUCACAGGUGUCUCUGUGCUAUCACAGGGAAAUCGCAGCCAUGAAGGCAUUACUGUUUUUUUCCUGGGUGUUUUUAUUCACGGUUCUCAGUUCAGGGCAGUUACGAUACUCCAUCCAAGAAGAAGUGGAAGCCAACCAUGUUGUUGGAAACGUUUUUAAGGAUUUAGGAAAGGUUUUGAACAGCCAGAUCCGUAUCAUAACAGCAUCAAAGAAACAGAUUUUUAACAUAAAUUCAGAAAACGGUGAGCUAUAUGUUACUGAAAGACUUGACCGAGAACGUAUAUGUGGAAACACAGAUCCUUGUUUAAUGAACUUUAAAAUUCUUGUAGAAAAUCCACUAUCCGUGUAUGAAGCUGAGAUUACUGUACUGGAUAUCAAUGACAACGCGCCAAGGUUUAGUACCGAUACUAUGUCUCUGGAAAUCAAUGAAGCAGUUUCACCUGGUACUCGUUUUUCCUUAGACACAGCAAAAGAUCUAGAUAUUGGAAUCAACACACUUCAGGGUUACAUCCUUAGCCCCAGCGAGUACUUCAGUUUGGAUAUUAAAACAGGCAAUGCAGGAAGCAUGCGCGGAGAGCUAGUACUGGAGCGUGAGCUGGAUUACGAAAAAGAACGUCAUUAUGAUCUCAUACUGACAGCUACUGACGGAGGAAAACCACCAAAGUCAGGUACUCUGAACAUAAGUAUCUCCGUUGUAGACGUUAAUGACAACGCUCCUGUUUUUCAGCAAGACUUGUAUAAAGUUAGUGUGAAAGAAAACUACCCAAAAGACACUGUAGUGGUUCAACUUACUGCCACGGAUGCUGAUGAUGGUCCUUAUGGGGAUAUUACUUAUUCAUUUAGCAAAGCUACUGAUAUAGUUACUCAUGCUUUCGAGCUGGAUCCAGUAAGUGGAGAAGUACGUCUUAAUCAGCCUUUAGAUUUUGAAGAAACAAACCAGUAUGAGAUGCAAAUUGAAGCUAAAGACGGCGGGGGGAGAAUUUCACAGUGCAAAGUGUUGGUUGUUGUUGUUGACCAGAAUGAUAACACACCAGAAAUCACAGUUUCCUCAUUGUCCAGCCCGAUUCCAGAGGAUACAGCACUGGGAACAAAAGUCGCCGUCAUAUAUGCACUUGAUCUUGAUUCUGGAGAGAACGGUGAAGUGAAUUGCUACUUAGAGGAACUGAAUACUUUUAAAUUGAUUUCUUCAUUUGAAAAUUAUUUUUUGCUGGUAACUAAUGACUUCCUUGAUAGAGAAAAAGUGUCGGAGUACAGCAUAAGAAUUCUAGCCACAGAUAAAGGGACUCCUCCAUUGUCUAACAACAUAACAGUUUUGGUGCAGAUUUCAGACAUAAAUGAUAACAAACCACAGUUUACUCAGCCUCUUUAUUUGAUGUAUAUAAAGGAAAACAAUCACCCAGGGUCUGUCAUAUCCAUUGUUGAGGCAAAGGAUCGGGACGAUAAAGAUAACGGAAGAGUCGCUUAUUCAAUACUUGAGAGUAAUACUUUAGGGGAUUCUCCAGUGUCUUCCUACAUUUCAAUUAAUGCAGUCAGUGGGGAUGUAUUUGCACUUCGCUCAUUUGAUUAUGAAGAAAUUAAGUUUAUUGAUUGUGUCAUUCAAGCGGAAGAUGGAGGUAACCCACCUCUCAGGAGUAACGUGACAGUAAAAAUAUUCAUACUGGAUAUAAACGAUAAUUCUCCUAUAAUAUUAUAUCCUCCAGUGGAUCAAGGUAAUAUAGUUGUUGGAACAGAAAUUGCACCUCGUACAUCAGGGCCAGGGUACCUGGUGACCAAAGUAGUAGCUGUGGAUGCUGACUCUGGGCAAAAUGCUUGGCUAACUUACAAAAUUCUGGAAGCAACUACACCAGGUCUUUUCAGUGUAGGACAUAACAAUGGUGAAAUUAAAACAACUCGUCAAAUCCAUGACAAAGAUGCUUUAAAACAAAUGGUGGUCAUAUUGGUGAAGGAUAACGGAGAGCCCCCUUUAUCUAGUACCGCAACAGUAACUGUGUUCCUUUCUGACAAUAUUGCCGAAGCCUAUUCGGAUUCGAUCAGUGUGUCUGGCGAGUCCAGCGAGGGAUCUGACAUUACCAUUUAUUUAGUGGUAGCAAUUGCUUCAGUCUCGGUUCUUUUUAUUUCUGUUAUAAUGAUAUUACUGGCACUCAGAAUUAGAAACUGUAGAAACCCUGAGCUGGAGGAGAAUUUCUAUCCUGACUUUAAUUUUAUGCCCUCGUCUGCAUUCCAGUAUACAGAAAAAGUUACGUGCGUUCCUCGGACCUGUUCCUAUCAAGACAGUUCAACAAUCGAUUCUAAAAGGAAGGGAUAUGUGUUUUCACAGACUCCUGCAGUUACUAAUGUCAUCAACUGCCUAAAUGAGGGAGGGUGGCUAACAGAAGAGGCACAUCAACAGUUUAUUAAAAAUGUCAACACUGUUGUCAAUCCAACGCAUGAAAUACAAAGCCACAUGUCUGAAAAUGCAGAGCCAGAAUCGUACUCAGGCAGUGAGUCCACAAGUGAAGAUGAAACUGAAUAACUCCUUUAAGUGCUCAAGUCCUAUUUUACUUUAUGAAUGACUUUGUCAAAUUUCUGAUGCAUAGCUGUAUUGUUUUCUUAACAUCUUUUUGUUGUUGUCAAGUUAAAUUGCAUUCAUUUGUUACUACUGUCAUUAUUUUUUUUUUGCAUCUCUGUGUUGAAUUAGCACAGCAGUCAUAAGUUGAUUACUGUUAUAUAAUGGGCCACUAUAACUGUAAAAGUAACUGACAGGACAAUUCAUAUACGUUUAGUUUCCCAGCAGAAUCCUAUAUGCAUGUAUGAUAAGGAGAGUGGCUAUGUGCUCAAUGGCCCAGUUGUUUUUUCCCCCCACAACAUUUUCCAUCAUUGGUGUGCAUAAAACCAAAGCUAUGUGGUUAAUGUUAAAGGGUCGCUAUUAAUGUAUGUUAUUACAGUAUCACGCCCCAGUAGCUUCUAGGGUCAACAUCUGGUGUAGAAUAAAGUGAUAUGGAGGAACUGACUAAUAGGAAUGCAGGUCAUAAAUAAGUUAUUGUUUAUAGCAUUACAUAAGAUGAACUAAAUUAAACAAUUUGUGCUGAAAAACACAAAUUCACUAUAGAUGUAGCUUUCUAGUAUCAAAGUGGAGAUGGUGUGUGUGUGUGUGUGUGUGUGUGUGUGUGUGUGUGUGUGUGUGUGUGUGUG
Protopterus annectens (West African lungfish) is the source of this 10185-nucleotide messenger RNA. RefSeq names its product cadherin-23-like. The record is from RefSeq and is a predicted model, not a curated record. Lineage: Eukaryota; Metazoa; Chordata; Ceratodontiformes; Protopteridae. The transcript has 5 exons. Gene Ontology annotation, biological process: homophilic cell-cell adhesion. Gene Ontology annotation, cellular component: plasma membrane. Bases 161 to 9526 code for a protein of 3121 amino acids. Gene Ontology annotation, molecular function: calcium ion binding.